Molecule: messenger RNA, 1119 nt
Organism: Pocillopora damicornis (cauliflower coral)
Lineage: Eukaryota; Metazoa; Cnidaria; Anthozoa; Scleractinia; Pocilloporidae
Biological process (GO): translation
Cellular component (GO): mitochondrion
Molecular function (GO): ribosomal large subunit binding
Source: RefSeq, a predicted model, not a curated record
CACCGUUCAGUAGAGAGUCUAUUCAGAUUUCUUAAAAUGAAUUGCUCGAUUGCAUCCCGAUUUUCAGCGACGUUGGGUGGGUGUGCGACUAGGACAACUUAUUUAAGGAUUACCUUGGUUCGAUCUUAUGCUGCGAAGAAAGGAAAAAAGGCCAAGUCAGCUGCUGUUUCAUUAGACCAUGAUUUAGCAGAUGGGUUAGUUGAUUUGGAAAAAUUAAAAUCAAACAUGACAAGUACAGUGACAAGACUUCAACUUGAGUUUAAAGACAAAAUAACUGUCAAAGUCAAACCUGAUGUACUUCACAAGGUAAAAGUGGAAUCGGCAAAUGGAAAAGAAAAGUUUUUGCUUGGUGAAGUUGCACAAAUCAAACUUAAUAACAGCAUGUUCGUGGUGGACUUAAGUAGCUUACCAGAGCUUGUGCCUCAAGCUGCUGAAGCAAUUAAAACAUGGAAUACAAAUUUUGAGCCCACCAUGUCUGGUCAUGUGAUAUCUAUACCCAUUCCAAAAGUUACUCAGGAAUACCGUGAAAACCUGGUCAAAUUGGCCAAGUCAACAAGUGAACAAUACAAACAAAGCAUUCGAAAAAUAAGACAGAAAGGAAUGACUGACAUUAGGAAAAACAAGAAAGGAAAAUCAGAAGAUGAUGCAAGGAUGGUGGAGAAAAUGAUUCAACAACUUACAGACCAGUUUUGUGGGGAAACAGACUUGCUUCUAGAAGAAAAAACUAAUGAACUUUUGAGAAAGUGACUGUGGAUAUAAAAUGUUUUUAUAUAAUAAGAAUCAAACAUAGCAUCAAUACGGUAUCUGACAUGUCACUCUUACCUAAAGUGUCAAUGCAUCACAUGACAUGUUAUGGAACUAAUUUGCAACAAUGGAGGCUGCUUUGUAGCAGAUACAGGCUGUGUUCACACAACAAGGGAAGGGGAGGGUUUUUUUUUGCACAAUAAUAUGCUUGGAUAUAUUUGUCUGAUUUUUAAAUCUCAAAAACACUGAUGAGUAACAGAGUCUUUUCCCUUGUGUUCUAAUAUCCCAUUCUCAGUUUUUGCUUCAAAUUUACUUAUUAUCUGAAUAAAGUUGAGCCAGUUUGGGUCCUGACUGGAUAAAUGAUGCUUUUUCAAA